GCCAUUAUCACUCAAAGGCACCGCUCUCCCAUGUAUUUACCUGUUUAUUACAUGUUUACCUAUAAUAUAGUAAGAAAUGGUUUUUGUGUCAUUUUUAUGGGUACUUGCAUCUUCUGGCACAAUAAAUUUCAGUUUUUCAGUUUAUAUAUUAUUUGUAUAAGUCUAUUUACUGUAUAAAAUCAAAUACCUGGAUAGUUGUACUUUCUUGCUUAUUGCAUAAUUUAGGGAUAAAUACGUUAUUUCACGAAGAAUACACGAUGUUACGCUCAAGAUGAUAAAAUAAAACGUAAAUAUUCGCUGUUUUACCUCCAUGAAACGCCAUGACGUCAUUUCUGUUUACGGACGUUAAUUUCCCGCGCUAACGCCAGGGCCAUUAUCGAUAAUGGCCCCGGGGCUUAUUAUGAUAAUGUGAUAAUGCAUGACGCAAUGCGAUAAUGGGAGAAAUUUCAGCACAAAUUUGUUACUAUUUAUAGGUACUCAUGUAAUAAGUACCUUUAAUGAUAGAGACGAAUGACGAAAAAAAAAACCAAUGCGCAAAACCCUGUCUUAAAUAGGAGACAUAGAUAAAAUGAUAUAAAAGAAGUCACACUGUGACAAAAUAUCGACCGGCAAGCUUCGAGGAGUUGUAUGGGAAACUUUGGUAUAAAUUGUUUCGUUUAAGAACAUGCAGACAGACAUAUGUCUGACAUAGAUAUAUGAUAAUGGCGAAGCGUUUUCUAAUGACAAGUUUUGCUUUUCUCGCAAUAACGGUAUUACUGAAAGACAAGAUCGCGGUAGCCAAGAUUUUGUCAGGGUUUGCAACAUUGAUGACGGGGAUUACCAAUUAUAGGAGCACUUCCGGUGCGCUAAGCGAAUUUAGCGCAAUGGGCGUUACUGUAUGCGCAAGGGAGUGCAGCUUGACGACCGAUUGCGAGUCAUUCUUCUACAACACGCAAGACAAAUUGUGCCAGCUUCACGAUAUUGUGUUCAAGAACAAUGGACCAAAUCUUACUUACGUCAGUCAAACGUACCAUUACAGAAUGAACGCACUGGUACCAACGUUCCCCUGCCCAUUAGCACCGCCAGGUGUUAGUUAUAAUGUAGCUUUGUUGCAAGAUAACACGGUUUUUACGUACAGAGUAGUGUGGAAUUUUGUGGACAGAAUCGCUGCGGAUGCUGCCUGUAUGGCUGAUGGUGCAAGACUGGUUCGAGUUCUGACAUUAGCGAAAAUGCAAGCGCUGGUGACUCUCUUUACUACAUGUCCAGGUUACAAUCAUUCAGGUAACUACUGGAUUGACGGUAGUAAUAUUAACGCUACGGACGUGUAUGACAUUACACAGUGGACGACAUCUGAUGGUGAACCAUUGCCGACAACUAACCAAUUCUGGGCUCCUGACUGGCCGCUGGAUACGGAGAUACAUCACUGUGUGGCCCUUUGGUCAGAUAGCGGCGACGGGUGGUCAGUGGCAAACACACCUUUGGGAAGUCUUCAGAAUGCAUCAGUGGUACCAACGUUCACCUGCCCAUUAGCACCGCCUGGUGUUAAUUACAAUGUAGUUUUGUUGCAAGAUAACACGGUUUUUACGUACAGAGUAGUGUGGGAUUAUGUGGAAAGAUUUGCUGCAGAUGCUGCCUGUAUGGCUGAUGGUGCGAGACUAGUUAAAGUCCUGACAUUAGCGAAAAUGCAAGCACUAGUGACUCUCUUCACUACAUGCCCAGGUGGGAAUGAAUACUUUAAACUGUGGCGUAUUGAAUGA
This is a messenger RNA of Mercenaria mercenaria, 1736 nucleotides long. RefSeq lists its product as uncharacterized. Lineage: Eukaryota; Metazoa; Mollusca; Bivalvia; Venerida; Veneridae. The coding region runs from base 696 to 1736 and encodes 346 amino acids. The transcript is spliced from 8 exons. The record is from RefSeq and is a predicted model, not a curated record.